This is a messenger RNA of Papilio machaon (common yellow swallowtail), 2146 nucleotides long. RefSeq names its product potassium voltage-gated channel protein Shal (gene Shal). Gene Ontology annotation, cellular component: membrane; voltage-gated potassium channel complex. Gene Ontology annotation, molecular function: A-type (transient outward) potassium channel activity; protein binding. The transcript is spliced from 6 exons. Bases 13 to 1848 code for a protein of 611 amino acids. Gene Ontology annotation, biological process: protein homooligomerization; potassium ion transmembrane transport. The record is from RefSeq and is a predicted model, not a curated record. Lineage: Eukaryota; Metazoa; Arthropoda; Insecta; Lepidoptera; Papilionidae.
CCACACAGCGCUAUGGCGUCGGUCGCCGCCUGGCUCCCGUUCGCCCGCGCCGCCGCCAUCGGCUGGGUGCCCAUCGCCACGCACCCACUGCCGCCGCCGCCCGUGCCCAAGGACCGUCGCCGCGCAGAGGACGAGAAGCUCCUCAUAAACGUCUCCGGCCGCCGCUUCGAGACCUGGCGGAACACCCUCGAGAAGUACCCCGACUCUCUCCUUGGCUCCUCCGAGCGAGAAUUCUUCUAUGAUGAGGACAGCAGAGAGUACUUCUUCGACAGGGAUCCCGAUAUAUUCCGACACAUUCUCAAUUACUAUAGAACCGGCAAAUUGCAUUAUCCGAAACACGAAUGCUUGACAGGCUACGAUGAGGAGCUUGCGUUCUUCGGUAUACUACCCGACGUGAUCGGCGACUGCUGCUAUGAGGACUACAGGGAUAGGAAAAGGGAAAACGCAGAAAGGCUAAUGGACGAUAAGUUAAGUGAGGCCGGGGAUCAAAGCCUACCCCAGCUUACGGAUUUAAGGCAGAAAAUGUGGAGGGCGUUCGAGAACCCGCACACGUCCACUGCCGCUCUAGUAUUCUAUUAUGUGACGGGUUUCUUCAUUGCGGUCUCGGUGAUGGCUAACGUUGUGGAGACGGUGCCCUGUGGCCACAGGCCAGGGCGCGCCGGGACCUUGCCUUGCGGCGAGCGAUACAAGAUAGUCUUCUUUUGUUUGGACACCGCGUGCGUGAUGAUAUUUACAGCGGAGUAUCUGCUGCGGCUGUUCGCGGCACCGGACCGCUGCAAAUUCGUGCGUUCCGUGAUGUCGAUAAUCGACGUGGUGGCCAUCCUGCCGUACUACAUCGGGCUGGGGAUCACCGACAAUGAUGACGUGUCCGGCGCGUUCGUCACCUUGAGAGUGUUCCGAGUGUUCCGUAUCUUCAAGUUCUCGCGGCACUCUCAAGGUCUUAGGAUCCUGGGUUACACGCUCAAGUCAUGCGCUAGUGAGCUCGGCUUCCUGGUCUUUUCGCUCGCCAUGGCCAUCAUCAUUUUCGCGACGGUGAUGUUCUACGCUGAAAAGAACGAACAGGACACAAACUUCACGUCCAUUCCUGCCGCCUUCUGGUACACCAUUGUGACCAUGACUACUCUCGGCUACGGUGACAUGGUGCCGGGGACAAUCGCCGGUAAGAUAGUGGGUGGCGUGUGCUCGCUGUCCGGAGUGCUUGUCAUCGCCCUGCCCGUGCCCGUCAUCGUCUCAAACUUUUCCCGAAUCUACCAUCAGAAUCAACGUGCUGACAAGAGAAAGGCGCAAAGGAAAGCGCGCCUGGCCCGUAUCAGGAUCGCUAAGGCGUCGUCGGGCGCGGCGUUCGUGUCUAAGAAGAAAGCUGCUGAGGCACGCCUCGCCGCACAGGAGUCUGGCGUCGAACUUGAUGACGCCGGACGAGAUGAAGAUAUUUUCGAAUUGCAGCACCAUCAUCUGCUGCGAUGCUUGGAGCGUACUACUGAUCGUGAAUUUGUCGAAAUGGAGAAUCCGUACAAUGGUGCUGUAAAGCGUCCCGGCUCGCCCUCCCCCCUCGCGUCGCCCGCGCACUCGGGUCGCGCCCCCGCACUUCUAGCCUGCUGCGCGCGCUGCGGUUGCUGUCCGCAGAAGUACCAGGUCCUGCUAUUAGAUCCUGGUAGGAAAGGGCGCGCGCGAGGGAACCGCCGGUACACCGCGACCUCUCGCCCCUCAGACACUUCAAUGUCGGCCGCGCCCAGUGAAGACCCUUUACCACAAGCUUGUGGCAAAUACAUUCCGGCAGGCAGCACGGUGCAAGGCAACCAGACCGGUGUCGCAAUGGACGGGACUUACCUCGUAGAGGCAUCCUUCUAGGACCCAACCACUAGCGCCCAUGUGGAGAGCUAUGUGUGACUUGUGUAUACAUACCAAAUGUAUAAUAGUGAAAUGGUGUAUACAAUUUCGGACUUCCUCAACAAAUGGAUGAAGUAUGAAACAGUGCAAUGACGUUGUAUGCUGAAUUUAACAAUUAUUAGGUUAUGAGCCUUUAUGGUCUUGUACUAACAUAAUACUGCCUAUUGAUAUCACAUUUGUAUUUUAAUUCCAAAUACCAAUUGGGACUUGAGGUUUUAUGGAUUUGAAUAGUAUUUGAGGAAUAGGCGAUUGAUUUGCG